AUGCGUUGGGGUAGAAAUAAUUUCGAGUGGUCGUAUCAGACCGGGCUUUGUUAUUGGCCUAAGUCCGGUGGUGUCCUAUCGAACUAUGAGAUACUUAAGGCUCACACCAAGGGAUGUGUUCCCGACAAAGUAGGGAUCGAUCCUCUUCCUCUUGGGUGGAACAUGUACACCAGUGCCGGUAUCCCUCAAGGUUCCUUAAUUCUUUCAUCGGCCCACUUAGAGCAUGUUAGGUUUCCGCUCCAUCCUCUCUUUCAUAUGCUCAUGUUCUUCUUGGAUCUUCACCCUAUGCAACUAAACCCGAAUUCUUACCUUUUCAUAUCUAGGUUUCUGGCCCUUGGCUUGAAGUGGGGUGUGUCUCUUAGCUUUAAGGAUUUCAUUUACCUCUAUGACUUGGCUUGUGUUAGAGGGGAAAGUCACUAUUUCUUUUUUACGUCUGGGGCUGGUAAAAAGUGGGCGGUGACUGAGAUGUCUAACAUGCCUAUCUCGUCUGCUUUUGGCCCAAAACCUGGACUUCCUUCGGACAAAAGAUAUCUCCUUCCUGAGGACCGGAUAGCUUGGUUGGAGGAGAACUUGGUCGGUCAAAGGUGGGAUAUCACACACUUCGUCGAUCCUGUGACUUUCACUCGUCUCUCCACUGCUCGCCGUACAAUGACUUACCUUCCGUUCACUUUGGCUGAUUCAAACCUGUACGGGAUAGACUUGUUCAAGGACAUUUGUUUCGUCGACGUUGAGCUUUGUUGCACUGAGGAUUCAGCGUCUCGUAUCCAGGCCAGCUUUCAAGAAAGGGAGGCCGAGUUGGCUCAGCACAGCAGCUCCGAGGACUGUGCAUCCGAGUCUGAGUUCGAUCAAUCAGAUAUGUCAGCACCACGCUCAUUGUCAGUCCCAGGCCGUAGGGAAAGAAGGCCGAGAAAAGAGCCUGAGCUCUCCGGGUCUGCGAAGAAAUACCGUUAUGCUUCAUAG
Molecule: messenger RNA, 960 nt
Organism: Prunus armeniaca (apricot)
Lineage: Eukaryota; Viridiplantae; Streptophyta; Magnoliopsida; Rosales; Rosaceae
Source: the annotation of a GenBank genome assembly